This is a messenger RNA of Cucurbitaria berberidis CBS 394.84, 543 nucleotides long. RefSeq names its product cytochrome oxidase biogenesis protein, Cox20 subunit. Lineage: Eukaryota; Fungi; Ascomycota; Dothideomycetes; Pleosporales; Cucurbitariaceae. Gene Ontology annotation, cellular component: mitochondrion; mitochondrial inner membrane. Gene Ontology annotation, biological process: mitochondrial respiratory chain complex IV assembly. The transcript is spliced from 2 exons. Bases 1 to 543 code for a protein of 180 amino acids. The record is from RefSeq and is a predicted model, not a curated record.
AUGGCCGACGACACAAGGGAAACCGUCGAUGCCACCGCGCAACCACCACGCCCUAAGGCCCCCGCAAACAUAAUGCCCGGUGGCACCGCACACACAGCCGGCGGCGAAAAGAGUGAUGCAGGGGGUCCAAGCUACAUCGACGCUGUGCGGAGUCUAGGGCCCGAAUAUUAUUUGAACUUCCACAAGCGACCGUGUGUAAGAGACAGUCAAUUGCAAGGCAUUGCGGCUGGAUUUGCAGGAGGGAGUUUAGCGGCCAUAUUAGGAAAGCCGGUACGCGUAUCCUCCAAUUGGGCCGUGGCAACAUGGUGCGGCGUCUCGGUCGUCUCAUAUCAAGUAUGCCAAUACUACCGGAGUAAAGAGAAGGCUGGAAUAAAACAAGCACAGGAGCUUAUGGAGAAGAAACGAGCAACCAUAGAGGCGAAGAAAGAGGCGCGGCGGAGAGCAAGAGAAGAACACGAUCGGUUAGAAGAGAUGCGGAAACAAGAGGAAGAGAGGAAGCGAUCGUGGAGCUACUGGUACCAGAAGAAUGUCAAGUUCUGGUAG